AUGGCUCAAAACAUACAAAGCCCAUUCACUGAGACCUCUCCAAUGAUUCAAGAAAUGUCAAGCCUAAUCCCUGAGCCUAUUCCUAUGGAUCAGGAUUUUCAAAGCCCGAUUGUUGAAGAAAAUGUCAUACCUUCAGAAGGAGCUCAAGUUUCAGGAAUCUCAUUUGAAAUACCCGAGCUGGACAUAUCCAAAGGCAAAAUCAAGUUUCCUGAAUCUGAAUUAGUUGAAGCGGUUCUGCUUCAGAAAGAGUCUUUGAUCUUGAACAAAGCUCUGCCGAAAAAGAUUUGA
This is a messenger RNA of Lactuca virosa, 288 nucleotides long. The record is from the annotation of a GenBank genome assembly. Lineage: Eukaryota; Viridiplantae; Streptophyta; Magnoliopsida; Asterales; Asteraceae.